Molecule: messenger RNA, 1169 nt
Organism: Impatiens glandulifera
Lineage: Eukaryota; Viridiplantae; Streptophyta; Magnoliopsida; Ericales; Balsaminaceae
Product: zinc finger protein GIS2-like
Exons: 4
Coding region: 206-970 (254 amino acids)
Molecular function (GO): zinc ion binding; nucleic acid binding
Source: RefSeq, a predicted model, not a curated record
AACGGCAACGGCCUGUGAAACACUAAAUGCGAACACGAUAUGCCCAAUCGUUAGGUAUCAUAUAUCUCCGGCGAUCUCCUCUUCUCUCACUUCAACCUUUCUGAAUUUCGGUAUCGUAACCUCAAUCUGCAGUCAAUUUGCAUCACAACCAGGGAAAAGGAUACUGCAGUGGUGUGUGUUGCUGGUGUAAUUGGGAGUGUUGAAUAUGAGUUCAGACAGCAGGAGCAGAAGCAGGAGCAGGAGCCCUGUGGAUAGAAAGAUCCGUACUACACGAUCUUCUUAUCGUGAUGCACCUUACAGGAGGGAUGGUCAUAGGGAUUUCAGCCAAAACAUUCUGUGCAAGAAUUGCAAGCGACCGGGUCAUUUUGCUAGAGAGUGCCCUAAUAGUGCGUUAUGCCACAAUUGCGGUCUUCCUGGGCACAUUGCAUCAGAAUGCAGCACAAAAUCCCUAUGUUGGAACUGUCGAGAACCAGGUCACAUGGCCAACGACUGCCCAAACGAAGGCAUCUGUCACACCUGUGGUAAAGCUGGACAUCGAGCUAGAGAUUGCACAUCUCCUCCGAUGCCACAUGGCGAUAUGAACAAAUUAUGCAAUAACUGCUACAAACAAGGCCAUAUUGCAGUUGAUUGCACUAACGAUAAGGCAUGUAAGAACUGCAGGAAAACUGGUCAUAUUGCCCGAGAAUGCACAAACUCGCCCAUUUGCAACCUUUGUAAUAUCUCAGGUCAUCUCGCAAGGGUUUGCCCCAAAGGAAACACUCAUGAUGAUCGCAGGAGUGGUUAUCGCGGUGGUGGCGGUGGUGGUUAUCGAGAUGUUAUAUGUCGUAACUGUCAUCAGUCAGGUCAUAUUAGUAGGGAAUGUACGGGGCAGGCUCCUAUGAUGAUAUGUCAUAAUUGUGGAGGAAGGGGACAUGCUGCUUUUGAGUGUCCUUCUGCAAGGUUUAUGGACCGUUUUCAAAGGAGGUAUUGAGAUUAAGAAAGGGUGUUUUUUAUUUACAUGAUAAUUUGUCACUUUUGGUUGUUAUGAAAAUUGAGAUUAUCUGUUUGAAUUUAUUUUAUUUUAUUUUCUUGCUAGGUUUGUUUGUAGUUUAGACUUUAAUUUCAGAGUUUGACAAAGGCUGCAAUUGAAUUGAAUUGAAUUGAGUGGUAGAAAUGCUGUUUCAAUCAUA